ACGAAAGGAAGGCAGAUAACUUCUAUGUACAUUCCUUUUACUAGUAACAACUUUAUUUGGUGUAGAAUAAUCUGUCUGGUGAAUCACUUUUACCUUUUCCUUCCAUUAGAGAUCAACGCCAACCUGUCAUUAAGUGAACUAACUAAUAUAUAACCAUAUAACUUGGAUGUUUUUUGUAUUGUGCAUUGACACACUUAUUUGUGGUCAGGGAGGGAAUUCCUUAAAAUUGGGGAGGAUAUGUCCAUGUGGGGAGGAGAUUACUUCACUACUUCUGCACGAAGAAUGGGUCUGUCAGGGCCACGGAAUGGCAGAACCUACAUCAUGUACCAUGGCACCUCUUGGUGGGCUGCACAGAAAAUCAUGGCCAAAGGUUUUUUUCAAUCCAAGUGUGGCAUGUUGGGGCAGGGUGUGUAUCUAAGCCGGGACCUGGAGAAGGCUAGUAGAUACCCCCUGGACCUCACUGAACACCAGAAGGUUGUCAUCAAAGUUAAAGUCAAUGUGGGCAAGGUGAAAAAAGUAGACCGCCAAGGCCACCCUUUGAAGAAGACGUGGCAUGACGAAGGUUACGACUCAGCCUGGGUUCCUCCUAACUGUGGCAUGGUGAAGAGUGGUUUAGAAGAGAACUGUGUCUGGGACCCAAACCGCAUUACUGUUUUAGACACUAUCAAAUCAAAAACAGAACCCACCUUGCAAAGUGAGGACACUGAUGAGGAAGAGGAUGAAGAGGACACUGAGGAGGAGGAAGAGGGGGUGGAAGGAGAGGAGGAGAAUUAUGAGGAAGAGGGGGUUAAUGAAGAGGAGCAGGGGGAUUAUGAGGAAGAGGGGGUUGAUGAAGAGGAGGAGGAGGAGGAUUAUGAGAAAGAAGGGUUGGAGGGAGAGGAGGAGGAUUAUGAGGAAGAGGGGGUUGAUGAAGAGGAGGAGGAGGAAGCAGAUGGGGACACUGAGGAGGAGGAGGAUGAGGAGGAAGCGGAUGGGGACACUGAGGAGGAGGAGGAGAGAGAGGGAGAGAAGGAGGAGGAAGCGGAUGGGGACACUGAGGAGGAGGAGGAGGGAGAGGAAGAGGAGGAAGCAGAUGGGGCGACUGAGCAGGAGGAGGAGGGGGACACUGAGGAGGAUUAUGAAGAAGAGGAGAUGGAGGGAGAGGAGGAUUAUGAGGAAGAGGAGGAGGACUCAUGGUGAAGAUAAGCAGGCUAUUCUAUGAACUCAGUGGUGUUUUUAAUACAUCUACUCUCUCGCUCUCAGGCUGAGGGACAGAAGUCACCAUCAUUGUAAAAUGUCAGCUAAUUUGUUAUUUUGAGAAAGUAAUUUCUGUAGAUUACUUACAUAAAUGUGAUUCAUUUGCAUUUGUCCCACAGGUGUGAGACAUGAUAAUGGUCAUGAUUAGGGACAUGAGUUUUUCCCGACCACAAUGGCCUGAGGAAAAACUCCAGGCUCUGGGUAUGAUAGCCAGAUUUAGGCACCCAAUGUUGUUCCUGGUCAGGCACAUCCUACUUGAUAUACGUUGAAAGAAGACUGCAAGUGCUUCACAUGUACUGUAUAGCCAGAGGAUAGUUAACAUGUUUUUGCACUUGCUGACCUUUGGUGGUAAAGCUCUGACCAUGCUGACAUCAGACAUCAAUCUAACAACCAUAAAAAUAUGGCUGAAAACACAGCUAAGCCUGUCGACUAUCUACGUAUUCAGACAUUAUACAGUGUGUUACAAUCUAGACAGACAUACAACCAUAACACAACACUAAACAUUAUUCAACCCUUCUCCAUCCUUGCACAGUGGGGGAGCUGUAUAACAGGCACACAGACACACGCACACACGCACACGCACACACAAACGGCAGCAACAUGUCCAGCCCUAGUCUGUUAAUCUGUGUGGUCAUCCUCUGGGGACAGGGCUGACAGCGAUUUCCUCAGUGUGCUGUGUGUGUGUGUGUGUGUGUAUGUGUGUGUGUGUAUGUGUGUGUGUGUGUGUGUAUAUAUGUUACCCAAUGUGUGUGUGUCUACUAGCUCACCCACCACCACCGCACACAGGCAGCCGGUCACCACACGGCCAGGCCAAAGCCCCUUGUAUACCUCCCCCUGGCUGGCUAACAGUCUGUCUCCCCUCCACACCCAACUCACCCAUCUCCCCUGCCUGUCUUCCUCACCUGUUAAGACUGUCGCCACACAGGAACACACACACACACACACACACACACACACACACACACACACACACACACACACACACACACACACACACACACACACACACACACACACACACACACACACACACACAGUCUUGAAGAAGGCUAUUUGAAGUAAUGGAGCAUGUCAAUGGAAGAAAAUGUCGGAUUAAAUAUUUAUUUGAAGUAUUGCAGAUCACAUUCAAAGCAGAGGUACAAAAUAAGUGGAUUUGCUACAGCUGACCGAUUUGUCAUGAUUGUAUUUUAUUUAGCUUUGUGUUAUUAUAUGAAAAUGUGUUUACAUAUUGAAUCAACAAGAGCGGCUCAGUCAA
Molecule: messenger RNA, 2491 nt
Organism: Oncorhynchus nerka (sockeye salmon)
Lineage: Eukaryota; Metazoa; Chordata; Actinopteri; Salmoniformes; Salmonidae
Product: glutamic acid-rich protein-like
Exons: 2
Coding region: 238-1179 (313 amino acids)
Cellular component (GO): cytoplasm
Molecular function (GO): NAD+ poly-ADP-ribosyltransferase activity
Source: RefSeq, a predicted model, not a curated record